UGUAGCAAACGCAGACGUUUUUGUCUUAGGAUUAAAUAUGUGAAUUUAUAUCAGAUUUUAAUGAAAAUGGUACUUCAAAACACUGGGAAAUAUAGAGCAGAACGGGAGGACCCUACCAAGAGAGAUGCAGGCUCAUCAUCAGGUCCUAGAGAGGAAUCUUCAGAGUCCCGUAUCCGUGUGGCGUUGGAAAAUGACAGAAUUGAUUCGAAGUACGGCUUUGAUCGGGUUCGAGAUGCUAAAGAGAGGACAGGUUACUUGAUCAACAUGCAUACUGCAGAGGUAUUAGAUGAAGACAAGCGUCUAGUGGCAGCCGUGGACUACUACUUCAUAGAAAUGGACGGCUCCCGGUUCAAGGUGUCACUGACCUUCCAGCCAUACUUCCUCAUCAUGGCGCGCAAGGAGUGCGAGCAGGAAGUUAUACAGUACCUGUCUAAGAAGUUUGCUGGCAGUGUCCAUAAAAUUGAUGUCAUAGAGAAAGAAGAUUUAGAUUUGCUAAAUCAUCUAUCAGGCUUAAAGCAGCGGUAUAUAAAACUAUCCUUCAUGUCACAAAAUGACAUGAUGAAGGUUCGUAGAGAGAUAUUGACUGCAGUCAACAAAAAUAAAGAACGAGAGAAAAAAGACGCCAUCUACGCGGAUCUAUUGACUAAUGCUCUCACUAGCGCCGCUGCUAUAGAACACGCUAAGAAAACUACAGAUCAUAUGGAGAAUAUUUUGGACAUAAGAGAGCACGACGUUCCAUACCACGUGCGUGUAUCAAUCGACGUGAAGAUAUUCUGCGGCACGUGGUACACCGUCAAGAGCCGAGGCACUGAACCGCCGGUCUUCACCAAGAGAGACGACAUCAUCGAACGACCAGACCCUAUUGUCCUAGCGUUCGACAUAGAAACCACUAAACUGCCUCUAAAGUUCCCCGACUCGCAGACUGAUCAAAUCAUGAUGAUUUCAUACAUGAUCGAUGGGCAAGGAUACUUGAUUACUAACAGAGAGAUCAUAUCUGUUGAUGUUGAAGACUUUGAGUAUACGCCCAAACCGGAAUUUGAAGGGCAAUUCAUCGUUUUUAAUGAAGUAAAUGAACUGGCCCUGAUUCAGAAAUUUUUCGAUCACAUUAUGGAUGUGAAGCCUCACAUUUUCGUUACUUAUAACGGUGAUUUCUUCGACUGGCCGUUCGUGGAGGCGCGUGCGGCGAUACUGGGUCUGGACAUGAAGCAGGAGAUCGGGUUCAGCAAGAUCGCGGCGCGAGACGGCACCUACGCUUGUCGACCCGCCAUGCAUAUGGACUGCUUGUGCUGGGUAAAGAGAGACUCGUACCUGCCAGUAGGCUCACAAGGUUUGAAAGCCGUGGCCAAAGCGAAGCUCCGCUACGACCCCGUGGAAUUGGACCCCGAAGACAUGUGUCGGAUGGCGGCGGAACAACCACAGGUGCUGUCCAACUAUUCAGUGUCAGAUGCAGUGGCGACUUACUACUUGUAUAUGAAAUACGUGCAUCCGUUCAUAUUUGCGCUCUGUACCAUCAUCCCGUUGGAGCCAGAUGAGGUACUCCGCAAAGGCUCCGGCACUCUGUGCGAGUCGCUCCUCAUGGUGGAAGCGUUCCACGCAAACAUCGUGUUCCCUAAUAAACAGGUGGAGGAACUGAACAAAUUGACGAACGACGGACACGUGCUGGAGACUGAGACUUACGUCGGCGGGCACGUCGAGGCGCUCGAGUCGGGCGUAUUCAGAGCGGACAUUAAGUGCAAGUUCCGUAUCGUUCCCUCGGCGGUGGAUAAACUGAUUGAAUCUAUAGAGAAGACAAUGAAACACGCCAUAGAAGUGGAAGAAGGGAUUCCCUUAGAGCUGGUGACGAACUUUGAAGAGGUGUGCGGAGAGAUUCGUGCGAAGUUGCAGCAUAUGAAGGAUCAUCCGAGGAGAGAUGAGAACCCUUUGAUAUACCAUCUCGAUGUCGGUGCUAUGUACCCCAACAUCAUCCUGACUAACAGGUUGCAGCCGUCGGCGAUGGUGAACGCGAGUAUCUGCGCAGUGUGCGACUACAACAGACCCGGAGCUACCUGCCAGAGACACAUGGAGUGGAUGUGGCGCGGAGAAUACUUGCCGGCGAGUCGCAGCGAGUACCAGCGAAUCCAGCAUCAGCUGGAGACUGAGAAGUUCCCGCCGCUGCACCCGGGCGGGCCGCCGCGCGCCUUCCACGCCUUGCCCAAGGAAGACCAGGCUGCAUACGAAAAGAAGCGUUUAGCGGACUACUGCCGAGUGGCGUACAAAAAGACCAAACUGACGAGAACAGAAGUGCGAACCACUACCAUUUGUCAGAAGGAGAAUUCUUUCUACGUUGACACUGUUCGAGCUUUCAGAGACCGUCGCUACGAGUACAAAGCGUUGAACAAGCAGGCGAAGGCCAAAGUGUCAGAGGCCGUGGCCAGCGGCGACGCGGCCGAAAUCAAGAUCGCCAAGAGCCGUGAGGUGCUCUACGACUCCCUGCAACUCGCCCAUAAGUGCAUUCUGAACUCCUUCUACGGAUACGUCAUGAGGAGAGGAGCCCGAUGGCACAGCAUGGAAAUGGCGGGUAUAGUGUGCUACACAGGUGCCAACAUCAUCAUGAAAGCACGGGAGAUCAUCGAGCAGGUCGGACGACCGCUCGAGCUCGAUACUGACGGUAUUUGGUGCUUGCUUCCAUCGUCGUUCCCCGAGACGGUGACAGUUCUCACGUCACACAACAAGAAGAAGAAGAUCAACGUGUCCUACCCCAACGCUGUCCUCAACGCCAUGGUCAAGGACCACUUCACAAACGACCAAUACUUCGAGCUGGUGGACCCUGUGGAGAAGAAAUACGAACAGCGUGCGGAAAACUCCAUCUUCUUCGAAGUGGAUGGUCCUUACCUCGCUAUGGUAUUGCCGGCUUCUAAAGAGGAAGGGAAAAGGUUGAAGAAACGAUAUGCUGUGUUUAAUUUCGAUGGAUCUUUGGCUGAACUGAAAGGUUUCGAAGUAAAGCGCCGUGGCGAACUGCAACUGAUAAAGAUCUUCCAAUCGUCAGUAUUCGAAGCGUUCCUCAAAGGCAAUGACUUGAAGUCCUGCUAUGCGGCCGUGGCUAAAGUAGCCGAUUAUUGGCUGGAUGUACUUUAUAGCAAGGGAUCUAACAUGCCCAAUUCAGAACUGUUCGAGUUGAUAUCGGAAAACAGAUCUAUGUCAAAGAAGCUGGAAGACUAUGGCGGACAGAAGUCGACAUCUAUUUCGACGGCCAAGAGAUUGGCUGAGUUCCUGGGAGAUCAGAUGGUGAAGGAUGCCGGAUUGGCUUGCAGGUUCAUAAUAUCGCGCAAGCCCGAAGGCGCUCCGGUAACGGAGCGGGCGAUACCACUAGCCAUCUUCCAGUCCCCGCCAGCAGUCAAACGCCACCACUUGAGACGAUGGUUGAGAGACAACAGCAUAUCUGAAGACAUCGACAUUAGAGAUGUUUUGGACUGGGCGUAUUACAUCGAGCGGUUGAGUGGCGCCAUACAAAAGAUUAUUACUAUACCUGCCGCUAUGCAAGGCCUAGACAACCCAGUCCCCCGCGUGCAGUAUCCGGACUGGCUGCACAAGAAGAUGUUGGCCAAGACAGACAAGUUCAAGACGAGGAAGAUCACGGACAUGUUCUCUGCGGCGCCCAAGCAGGUGAAAGAGAGGGAAGAUGUAGAGGACGACGAAGGGGCUUCUAGUGAGAAUGUCGACACUUCGAACACCGAAGUGGACAUAGAAGACAUAGGCAAGACGGCGUCAGAGAAGAGCCCUACAAUAAGACCUGUGGUGCACACUGUGAAGAGGAAGCGAGAGGAGAGUCCUCCCAAACUGUACGCCACGUGGAGGGAGGCGCUGGGGCCGCCGCCGCCUUUUGGCGACACUAAGGAAGAGCGAUUAGCGUGGAUAUUGUUCCAAAAGAAAAAGUGGAAAUGGCAGUUGGAGCAACGCGGGGUGCGGACUCGAACGGGAAAAAGAGGCAAGAUAGACCAUGACGCGAUGUCAAUGCCCCCUCCGCGCAUGGAGGCGACCAAUACUCUGGGCGGGUUCAUACGACGAGCGCAGCGCACCUUACUGAAUACUCCUUGGCAGAUUAUACAGGUAGCAGAAACAGCAGAGCCAGGGCUUUUCAAGCUGUGGGUACUGGUAGGAUCGGAGCUGCAUCAGGUGAAGCUGUCGGUGCCGCGCGUGUUCUACGUGAACCAGCGCGUGUCCCGCGGCGCUGACAGCGGGCAGUACUGGCGCAAGUGCAGCCGCCUGCUGCCGCGCGCGCACCCCGCGCUGCACCUCUACCAGUACUCCGUGCCCGAGCAGCUAUACCGCGACCACCAGGAGGAGCUGAUGGGCGAGCUGUCGGCGCCGGAGAUAGAGGGCAUCUACGAGACGCAGAUGAGUCUGGAGUUCCGUGUGCUGAUGCAGCUAGGGUGUAUCUGCGCCGUCGACACGCAGGAGGCGCGCAAACUUCAGUUUGGCUCGAGCAAUAUAGAUUCGUUCAAGCUAAGCCAACUCCAGUUUAAGACGGUGGCUCACCAGCCGUAUUUGAAGAAACAGGACGGCGUGUCCCCAGUGAAGCACAUAUUCCUGUACCAGCACUCUGCGCCCAACUCGCCGCGCAGCAUGUGGGCGCUCAUUCUGGGCCCGAGCAAGAGAGGAUACAUCUUCGUACUCGACACCGUCAAAAACAACCAAGUGCCCAACAUGAAUACUCUGUACGCUGCUGAGAGAACUGCCAAAAUCAACAAGGGCGCGGAGGAGAGCGCCCUGCCCCCGGCGGAGAUAACGUGGGAGGUGGUGGCGGAGAGCCAGCCGCGCGUCGUGUGGCGCCUGCUGCAGCGCGCGCUGCUGCGGUACCGGGACGAGCGCGCCGGGCCCACGCUGUGCGCGCUGCAGGCCGCGCACUCGCCCGCCGCGCUGGCGCAGCUCAUGCCCGGUCUGACGGACUUCCCGCUGGUGCCUCUUCACGUGCGUGACGUGGAGAGUCUGUACAGCACGUUAGACUGGCAGAGGAUCGGAGCCCGCGCUAUUGUGCGCCACUACCUCAACUUGGAACCCGUCCUCGAUCUCACUAUAGAACAAUGCAGAUACUUCCACGUCCCCCUCGGCAACAUGCCAGCGGAUCCGACGCUGUUCGGCGCGGACCUGUUCUACGCGCGUCACCUCGUCAAGCACAACUUCGUGCUGUGGUGCUCCAACCUCGAGCGGCCCGACCUGGGCGGCCGCGAGACUGACGAUAACAGGCUGGUGAGCGAGGCGGAGGACACGUCGGGCUGCGCGCACUCGGUGGCGGGCGCGUGGGGCAGCGUGUGCGUGGAGCUGGACACGGACGCGCUGGCCGUCAGCGCGCUGCUGCAGGCGCACCACAUACACCACGUGGAGGGCACCAGCGCCGCCACGCCCUUCGCCACCACUGACAUACAAGUCGCCAUCAACACUACUGGAGCGAAUGCGUCCGUUAACUACGAUGAAACUGCGCAGUGCAGCGCGGCGUUCAAGGUCCUGCGCACCAUGAUCGCCACGUGGCUGCGUGACGUCACGCAGUUCAAAAACGUCUUCGCCGACUACCAGAUAUCACACUUUUAUAGAUGGCUAAAGACUCCAACAUCGCUGCUAUACGACCCUGCGCUGCGCCGCACAUUAUACAACCUGAUGAAGAAGCUGUUCCUCAUGUUGGUGGCUGAGUUCAAGAGGCUCGGCUCUACAAUAGUGUUCGCUGACUUCACGCGCAUCAUACUCGCUACUAAGAAGACCUCAGUAUUGGACGGCAUCGGGUACGUGGAGUUCGUGGUGCAGAGCAUCCGCAACAAGGAGCUGUUCCACGGCAUCGACAUCCGGUACAAGCGGUGCUGGGGGUACCUGCUGUGGCUCGACGAGGCCAACUACGCCGGGAUUCAGGGAAAACUUCCUCAAGGCUUGGUAGAAGUAGGAUCAUCGCAGCUGCCGACUGAAAGUGAAGAAAAUCCCGAUGAAGAGGCUGAGAUCUCGAUGCAGUGGAACCUGUGCUCGUUUCUGCCAGCGGGCGUGCGCGAGUACUUCACAGCGGCCGUGGCGGGCUUCCUCAGCGCAGCACACGCCGAGCCACACAAUCUGCCCACAUUACUAAGGGGAGAGAUCUCACAGAAACUAUUCCGUAUGACGGAGCGUAUAAACAGCCGCAUGCCGUGCCUGCGCCCCGGCGACAUCGAGCCGCAGCCCGGCCUCCGAGCUGACGCCUUCGACGUCUCCACCACGCCCGCCUUGUUGUACGUCAACGCGGUCUGCAAGGUGCUGUCGUUACACCAAUCUUUGGAUGAAGAGGUCACUCUUCUCCGGCGUAACUUGCUCCGUCUGAUCGGCGUAGGCGAGUUCAGCAGCCUGGCGGAGUGGCGCGACCCGUGCGACUCGUGCGAGCUCACAGAGGUCAUCUGCAAGGUGUGCAACCACUGCCGCGACCUCGACCUCUGUCGGGACACGCACCGCUCCGUCAACAACGACGUUCCCGUGUGCCUGUGUCCGACGUGCGGCGCGGCGUACGACAACCAGGAGCUGGAGUGGCGGCUCAUCGAGACCAUGAACCGGCGCGCCAUGACCUUCACGCUGCAGGACCUCGUAUGCACACGCUGCCAUCAGGUGAAACGCGAGAAUCUCUCAGUGGUCUGCGAAUGCGCCGGCGACUUCUCCCUGAUGGUACCGGCGACAGAAGUGAGGUCACAACUAGCUACCUUCAAAACCAUCGCACAGUAUUACAAGAUGCCUCUCUUAUUAGAACUUAUAGAGUUUAACAUAAGUAAUAUGUGAUAGUAUUUAAGUGUUAUUCUAAGUUUUGUAAUUUGUAAGUUUGAUAAUGAUAAAAUGUAAAUUAGGUACCUUGUAA
Pectinophora gossypiella (pink bollworm) is the source of this 6835-nucleotide messenger RNA. RefSeq names its product DNA polymerase epsilon catalytic subunit 1 (gene DNApol-epsilon255). Gene Ontology annotation, molecular function: zinc ion binding; nucleotide binding; DNA-directed DNA polymerase activity. NCBI's taxonomy places the organism in Eukaryota, Metazoa, Arthropoda, Insecta, Lepidoptera, Gelechiidae. The record is from RefSeq and is a predicted model, not a curated record. Gene Ontology annotation, cellular component: nucleus; epsilon DNA polymerase complex. The transcript is spliced from 41 exons. Bases 61 to 6759 code for a protein of 2232 amino acids. Gene Ontology annotation, biological process: base-excision repair, gap-filling; DNA replication proofreading; nucleotide-excision repair, DNA gap filling.